AUGUUAAACUCUGACGAAGAAAAAUCGUUUGAUGAAAAUGAUUUUUCAUCAUUAGUUGCAACAAGUCUUCGAAAUGUUAUUGAAAAUAGUGUAGCAGAUCUUGUAUUACCUUAUCGAAUACUAUCUCUUUCACAUCUAUCAUCAUGGAAAACAUUUCAAAAUGAUUUAAUUCAAAUUUUAAAACGAAAUUCUAAUACUAAUCAAGAAAAUAAUCAGGAUCUUCUUCUUUUAAAUCAUUUUCAUUAUUAUACAAACCAUUUGAAUGAAAAACACCAAGAAGAUGUUUCUUUUGAAACUUUAAUGAAUUCUCACAUUGGCUUUAUUCGAAGUCAAUCAGAUUUUGAUCGUUUACGUCAAUUCAUGUAA
Messenger RNA from Rotaria sp. Silwood1, 366 nucleotides. The record is from the annotation of a GenBank genome assembly. NCBI's taxonomy places the organism in Eukaryota, Metazoa, Rotifera, Eurotatoria, Philodinida, Philodinidae.